CCCCCGGCCCCAGGCUCCUCGAAGUCCGUGUGUCGGCCGUUCCGUGUCGGGGGUUACACGGUGGGCGUGGUACAGCCCAGGUUGCUGCCCUUACUGCGUGCCCACCCUGAGGUGUUUCAGCUGACCGAUGGCACCCCGGGACACGUGGGGUUCAGUGACCACCUUGUCACCUUUGAGCAGCGAUCCAGGGCGUUGGAGGACGUCCUCAGGCACUGGAGGGAGCGGGAGCUGUUCGACUGUCUGAAGAAGUGGAGGAAUGAGAAAUACCCAGUGAUGUCGAGUUUCUCUGAUCCCCCUCUGCUGAACAUUGAGAGGUCUGCUGUCGGUCUAUUUGGGAUUAAAAGCUACGGGGUCCACGUCAACGGCUUUGUGUGCCAUGAGGAUGGCACAAUGUCGAUGUGGAUUGGACGGCGGACACACAGCAAGGAGACUUACCCCGGCCGGCUGGAUAACCUGGUAAAUCACAGCCUCCUGCCUGCGUUCCACUAUCCUCCCUCACCAUCCCCUCCCUCCCGUCUAACAGCCGGUCCUUACGAAUCAGCUUCUGACGGGCAGACAGUGAGCUGGGCCGUUUGGCCAGUCAAGUCCUCUGGCUACCCGUUUCAAACGCUUACACACAUUUUAGAAACCAAACCAAACCAAACCAAACAGAAACAGAAACAAGUGCAAGAAUUUGCAACCCUGCAUGUGGAAGGAGUUCAUCCUGCUCAGGAGUUGCAGGACACCUUCAGUCCACAACCUGCUCCCGACCAUCGCCUUCUGCUCGAAAUCCCUGGAGGAGGACUGGAGGGCCGGUCCUCCGUCUUCCCACUUUGCACUGGGCAGGGCGAGCAAGCGCAGUGGCGUGUCCCGCCGAAGGACUACAUUUCCCAUGAGGCCCCACGCCAACGGAACACCCCACCGGAGGAAGGCGCCAAGUUCGAGCGGCGGCCAUUUUGGAGGCUGCCCAUUGACCAUUCACAUAAAUUACUGAGAAAUAAACAAAAGCCUUUGCACAUCUUGUUCCAACAGGCAGCCAUUUGCCCCCCCCACCCCCCACCCCGAGCCUUUUAUAGAGAAACAGGAGGCCAUUCGGCCCCUCCUCCAGCCUGUUACACAGCAACAGGAGGCCGUAACAGGCUUCAGAACGAGGGUAAACCAGACCUGGGCUCGUGGGGGAGAGAGGGGGGUCCGGGGAAUGUCCGCUCCUGGUACCGCCCGGACCCACUCCAUCGUUGUUGCCUCGUCCCAUGUUUUAACGAUUCCUCUCUCUCCCUCCCCCCUCAAUGGGGGAACGGCAGCUACACCUACGAGGACGAGGCGGGAGUCUUCCCCGAGUGUCAGUUCGUGUACGACCUGGAGGUCCCCGCUGGGUUUGAGCCGACGGUGGGCGACGGGGAAGUGCUGGAGUUCUACCUCUGGCCCCUGGAUCAGGUGAGAGAGACCCUCGCAGGUCCCGAGUUCAAACCAAACUGCGCGAUGGUCGCACUGGACUUCCUCAUCAGACGCGGGAUCCUGCAUGCCGAUAACGAAAGACAUUACCACCAGUUCGUCGAGGGGCUCCACAGGGAACUCUGAGCUGUGCAGGAGCCACCCUAACGCACCGUGGAGUGUUUGGAAAUUCAGCCAUCCUUCAGCGCAUGCGGUUCUACAAUUUUAUAGAUUUUUGAGUCAAUCGUAAACACAAGCGGGAGAGAGAGAGCGUAUGUAGGAUCCUGUGAGCCGACGCAUUCUCCCUCUGUGGCAGGGGACUCUGUGUCAGCCUACCACCCACUGACCACUCCAUCGACCACCUCCUGAAGGGACUGGGGUCGAUUGGAGCCAGACCAGGGGUGGGGGAGGGGGUGCAGUCUGGUCUCGCGAG
This is a messenger RNA of Rhincodon typus (whale shark), 1843 nucleotides long. It is a transcript of the gene tpk2, whose product is annotated as thiamin pyrophosphokinase 2. Lineage: Eukaryota; Metazoa; Chordata; Chondrichthyes; Orectolobiformes; Rhincodontidae. Gene Ontology annotation, molecular function: 8-oxo-dGDP phosphatase activity. The record is from RefSeq and is a predicted model, not a curated record. The transcript is spliced from 7 exons. The annotation marks the transcript as partial.